AUGGCGGUGCAGGCUGUGCACCUGGAGGCUGACGCCUUCCUGGUGUGCCUCAACCACGCGCUGAGCACCGAGAAGGAGGAGGUCAUGGGGCUCUGCAUCGGCGAGGUUGACACCAGCCGAAUUGUUCAUAUCCAUUCUGUGAUCAUCCUGCGCCGCUCCGAUAAGAGAAAAGACCGUGUGGAAAUUUCACCGGAGCAGCUUUCAGCUGCUUCUACUGAAGCAGAGAGAUUGGCUGAAAUGACGGGACGUCCCAUGAGAGUUGUGGGCUGGUAUCACUCUCAUCCUCAUAUUACUGUCUGGCCAUCGCAUGUUGAUGUCCGCACACAAGCUAUGUAUCAGAUGAUGGACCAAGGUUUUGUAGGGCUUAUCUUUUCCUGCUUCAUUGAGGACAAAAACACAAAGACAGGCAGGAUUCUCUACACCUGUUUCCAGUCCAUUCAGGCCCAGAAGAGCUCAGAAUAUGAAAGGAUUGAAAUUCCUAUUCAUGUUGUCCCGCAUGAAACCAUUGGGAAAGUGUGUUUGGAAUCAGCUGUAGAGCUGCCCAAGAUCCUUUGCCAAGAAGAGCAAGAUGCCUACAGGAGAAUUCACAGCCUCACCCAUCUAGACUCUGUAACCAAGAUUCAUAAUGGCUCAGUGUUCACAAAGAACCUCUGCAGCCAGAUGUCUGCCAUCAGUGGGCCGCUCCUUCAGUGGCUGGAGGACAGACUAGAGCAGAACAAACAGCGGGUGCAGGAGCUGCAGCAGGAGAAAGAGCAGCUCCUGGAGGAACUAGCUGCUUUAGAGUGAAGGAGAAAAUGCAGACCCUUCAGAAAAGAGACAUGAAAAAGACUCUGCAAGACCUACUCCUGGCUGAAGGGUGGCCCUGCAUUGCCUUACAGUGAAGAUACUAGCUGUGCCUCUUGUCUUGCCCCAUGCAGCAAAGAGCACUUCUACAGGAUAAGGGCUUUAUCUGCCCCAGCUUGAUGGAAAGCAGUGGUAUGUCUCCAGGUGCUGCAUGAUGCAGUGCAAUUCUAGCUCAGUGGUGGGGUUGGGCAGCACCUGAAGAGACUUCAGUUCUGGAGGGCACACACCUAAGGGAGCAUGUUGUUUCUCCCUCCCCUAUGUUUUGACGGAAGUCUUACUGCUUUACAUCUCUUCCAGGAGCCUAGAACAGGAGGGUUAGAGGGGAAAAGUGUGUCCCUGCAGUCAUAUUUGAUGCUGCCAACUUCUGCCUUCUUUUAGUGGCUUCAGUUGACUGUGAUCUUAUAUCUAGUAAUGUUCUGGAUUACUGGUUAUCCACCCAGGCAGGUAAGAGGUGGGCGGGAAGCUUGGGAAGAGACCUGGAGGAACUUUGACAUAGGAUCUAUGUUCAGCAUACUUCAAACCAAAUAAAGAAUUCCAAAGCCAGAGCUGUUUGGAGUAGAAAUGAAAUGGAUACUACAGAGUGCCAGUGCCUGCAUUUUUUGGACAGUCUGUAGUCUCUUACUUCAUGUAACACUGUUGCAUGCCCAGCACUGAGGUUCUCUACAAAAUGGACUGUUUCUGCUGGCUCAGUGGGAGGAGUGUGGUUCCUUCCCAGAGGGAAAAAGGUGAGAACUGAUAGAUGUGCAAGCCUGUCAUUUUUACAUGCUGAACUUAAUUGCAGAAAUUUCAUUAGACUGAAAUGGAACAAAAUACCUGUUGUUGAACUAAUCCUUUAAAUGUUCUUGCUGUUGCAUUUCAGAGUAUCCCACAUCAUGUACAUCGUCAUCUGCAUUCUGUUAUGUGAAGUCUGUCUCAUGUGAGUGAAGGAACCAACAGCACAGUUAAAACUUCUGUUUCAGCUCUUUGGUUCUAAUCUAAAUCCUUACACGUUCAAGUAGAUGAAAAUGAGCUGCCUGCAUUACUGCAAUGGAGGUUGUGACGUUCCUGACAACUCAUUAGCUUGACUGUUGCUUUGGGAGAAUGAAAGUAACAUAGCUGAGAAAGAGGCACUCCCUUUCCAGUGAAUAGCCAAUAUUGAUUAGCAACUGAAUUGCUGUCAGACCUGGAAGCCCCUUGGCCAGCUUGUUUUUGUCAGACUUCACUUAUCAAUCUUUCUGCAUUGAUAUUAGCAAACCCCCAGACAGUAGAACUUCUUUGAAGUAAAACUCUCACUACUUUUUUUUUCCUUAAAAGUGCUAUGAAUAGUAUUUUUCUUUAAUUAGUUUUUGAACAGUCAGUGUCAUUUGUUCUGUUGUUUUUGUUAUUGUU
Messenger RNA from Gymnogyps californianus (California condor), 2211 nucleotides. RefSeq names its product BRCA1/BRCA2-containing complex subunit 3 (gene BRCC3). The transcript has 8 exons. The record is from RefSeq and is a predicted model, not a curated record. Gene Ontology annotation, cellular component: BRCA1-A complex; BRISC complex. Gene Ontology annotation, biological process: double-strand break repair. NCBI's taxonomy places the organism in Eukaryota, Metazoa, Chordata, Aves, Accipitriformes, Cathartidae. Bases 1 to 786 code for a protein of 261 amino acids. Gene Ontology annotation, molecular function: cysteine-type deubiquitinase activity; polyubiquitin modification-dependent protein binding; metallopeptidase activity.